Molecule: messenger RNA, 1845 nt
Organism: Panonychus citri (citrus red mite)
Lineage: Eukaryota; Metazoa; Arthropoda; Arachnida; Trombidiformes; Tetranychidae
Product: stomatin-4-like
Exons: 5
Coding region: 590-1546 (318 amino acids)
Cellular component (GO): plasma membrane
Source: RefSeq, a predicted model, not a curated record
CCAAUUUAAUAGAUACUAAAUUAUCACAAUCAAAACGAUUAAUCGUUUAGUUAGACAAAUCAACCAACGAUUAACAAUCAAUAAGCUGAGAGAUGAAAUUAAAUCAAAACUUUGCCAAAUUUCGUUGACAAUUAAAAACGAUAAUAAGAGUUGAUUACUAAACCUAAACAAUUUAGAAGGUCAAUUACAUGUUGUUUUCUCUUUAAAAAUUGAUCAUUUCAAGAUUUAAUUACAAUCAUAGUAAUUUAAUUACCUACGAAUGUAAAUAGUCCUAAAUGAGAACGAAAAUAAAUUUAUCAAUGAAGGUUAAAGUUUCUAAAAAUAAUCUCGCCCAUAGGAAAGAAACUGUUGCCAAAAAGAUUUAAAUUCACAUUGAGAUGUAAAAGUGACACACACAAAGAUUAUCUCUGUUGAUUUAAUUUCUUUGUCGAAAUCAAAUCAAAUAAACAAUCAACGCGACAAAUAUUCAAUAUUCUGGACAAUCAACUGAACCGAUCAAUCAAAAAGUAACCUUAAUCUGGAUUAUCCUCUCAACGGUUAUAUAAAAUGUGACUUUAUAUUCAUAGUUAAUUGUUACACCUUCUAAUUAAUGAUGUUUGAUUCUCAUUCUGAUUAUCCCAAUAUUUAUAAUCGUUCAAACCAAGUGACUGUUCUUCAACAAACAAUCAGCUAUUUUCUUACGAUUAUAUCUUCAAUUCUAAUCAUCAUUACUCUUCCCUUUUCACUUAUAUUCUGUUUCAAGGUUGUCCAGGAUUACGAACGAUCGGUGACCCUUAGACUUGGAAAUUUAAUCGGCGAUGGAGCUCGUGGGUCAGGAAUUGUGUUUAUCAUCCCUUGUAUUGAUACUUAUUGUAAAGUGGAUUUAAGAACAGUUUCUUUUAAUGUUCCUCCUCAAGAGGUUUUAACCAGUGAUUUUGUCUGUAUUAAGGUUGAUGCUGUUGUUUAUUAUCGUAUAAUUGAUUCCACUGCGUCCAUUUUGAAUGUUUCCGAUGUUGGCAGGUCAACUAGACGAUUGGCAGCGAUUACGUUGAGAAAUGUUGUCGCAACCAAAACAUUAACUGAAAUUAUCUCAGAGCGAGUUAUCAUUUCCAAUAAGAUUGAAAAUAAUUUACAAGAAGCAACAAGACCAUGGGGAGUUGAUGUUGAAAGAGUUGAAAUGAAGGAAGUUCGAUUACCUGACCAGUUACAGAGAUUAAUGGCCACUGAGGCCGAAACUGAGAAAGCAGCAUCGGCACAGAUAAUUCUUUCCAUUGGUGAGAAAAAGUCUUCCAGGUUAAUCAGAUCAGCGGCUACAGCUUUCGACUCGAGCAGUACGGCGAUACAGUUGAAAUAUCUUCUAACACUUUCAUCGAUAUCAAGUGCUCACAAAGAUCUGGAUAUAAUUGUCUUUCCAUUUCCAAUAGAAUUGGCUGAACCAAGUAUCAAAUUCAUUUCCAAUGCAACCAAAGGAUUUGGAUUAUUACUGCAAAAAAACAAAAAGAGUAACCGAGGUGAAUCAGAGAGAACCACUAAUACUGAUAAUACUCAAUUACUUGAAACAGUUUAAUCAACAACGACUGGAACAUCUUAACCAAUUGAACGAAAUCAACCAAUUAACCAAUUAACGAAAUCUACAAAAACAAAACAAAUUGCGAAAAAAAAAAUAUAAUCCAAUUAGUCAAUUAGCAAAUGAAGAAAACCAAAUUUCUCCGUAUUAACCACAGCAAACUGUAAAAUAACACAAAAGCCGAAAGAACCUUUGUCACAAUCAACGUAAUUGCUGACAAUUAACUUACCAAAAUUAAGAUGAAAUUUUAUAUCAAUUUUAUUAAUCAACAAUUAAAAAGAAAAGAAAAAAAAAUCAUU